Molecule: messenger RNA, 2724 nt
Organism: Triticum turgidum subsp. durum (durum wheat)
Lineage: Eukaryota; Viridiplantae; Streptophyta; Magnoliopsida; Poales; Poaceae
Source: the annotation of a GenBank genome assembly
AUGGCUCCGCAUUACCAGGCCACCACCCUGAUUGCCUCCCCGUCCUACCCAGACGCCAUCACCUGGUCAAGCGACAACUUGGUGGCUGUUGCCUCUGGCCACAUCGUCACUAUCCUGAACCCGGCAGCACUUGACGGGCCUCGCGGACUCGUUGUGCUUCGCCCUAGGGAUCCUUUUCCCAUCGGAGUGGUUAACAGGGAAGAUCUCUUUGAACCAAGUUUAGUGCCAACAUCCUUAGCGCGUGAUACUGAACCAUGUGCACGGUCUGUUUCAUGGUCUCAACAAGGAUUUGCUCCUAAUUCUGGUUGUUUGUUGGCUGUCUGUACUGUUGAUGGUCACGUGAAUCUUUACCGUCCGCCAGUUUCUGAAUUUUGUGAUGACUGGGUUAAGGUUGCGGAUAUAUCUCAAUUGUUGUUUAACUAUUACCAAAAUAUUAACUUCGGAGAGGAUGAUGGUCCAGAUUCAUUUCCUCAGGAAAAAGCAAAUAUUGACCACGCUCCUCAGGAAAAGUUAAAUAACAAGCACACACUGGACACAGGAUACGCCGAUGAAUUGCAAGAACCUCUUUCUCGCAGGGGUCCUGGACGGAGAAAAAGGAAGCCAGUAAGAGUUGAAGGCUAUGUUUAUGAUGAUGAUGAUGAUGGAGAUGAUACUUCAAAGGAUGCAGACUUCUCUCUGAAUCCAUGCCCUACAUUAACGAAGAUACCUAUGAAAAAGAUUGACAGGCCUGUGCAUCAAAUGGCUGUCGUAAUUGCGCAAGCUGGCUCACAAAAUACCAAAGAAGCAUUCUCUUGCAAUGGAGAAAACAAAAUUCUUCCUCUGAUCACAGCAAAACAAUAUUCACGUCGCAAUGCACUUUUGUCUUCUCUCGUAGUUGCAUGGUCACCAGUUUUGCCAUCACACAACGCUAUUUCUCAUUGGUGCACUCUUGCUGUUGGCUCAAAGUCUGGGGAUGUUUCAUUUUGGAAAAUAAAUAAGCCCGAGCACUACACGAUAGAUGUUUGCACUGUUACCAAAGAUCCAAUAUUCGUUGGGGUUCUUCAAGCUCAUAAUUCAUCGGUUUGUGCCAUGAGCUGGGAAGUUUCAUGUUCAAGAUCUUCAAAGUCUUCAUUGCUUUUAGUAACUGGAUGCUCGGAUGGAAGUGUGAAGAUAUGGUCAGGUGACAUCGAAGGAUUGAAUCAAUGUACAGAUGCGAAAGAAGUGUCAUUUUCGUUAGUUGCAGAGGUGACCACUAAUUCAUCAGCUCCUGUCUCAUCAAUUUCAUUGUCCACACCAGCUCAGCCUCGACGCGAGGUUAAUUUGGCAGUUGGAAGAGUAUCUGGAUCACUGGAAACAUGGAUAUUGGACCUGUGCAGCAACAAAGUUGAGAAUAGCAGUGAAUGUCAUGCACAUGAUCGAGUGGUGACAGGUUUAUCGUGGGGUUUAGAUGGCCACUGUUUAUACAGCUGCAGUCAGGAUAAUUCUGCACGCUGUUGGAUCUUUGGAAAAAAUCAACUUGAAGAAGUUCCCGUGCACACAAAUUUCCCAGAGCUAAAAGAAUCAAUAGACCUCUCAGUAGUAUCUCAUCAAUGCUUUGGUCUUACACUUGCACCUGGAGAAGUAAUGAUUGCUGUGGUCCGCAGCUUGGAUCCAAAUAUGCUAGAUCAGAUGUAUCAAGCCAGGACACAAAAGGCAGUGGUUGAGUUCAUUUGGAUUGGUGGUCAGUUCCUUGGCAUUCCACUAAACAAGGACAUUUAUAUCUCCAACAAACAAUCUGCAAAGUCAUCCGAGACUAACUUCUUAUGGUGGGGUUCCAACAUUCUUUGGUCAUUGAAGAAUUAUGAAAAAUGUGAAACUGGACUUGUCUUAUGGGACGUCAUAGCUGCUUUACAAGUGCUCAUGAAAUCCGCACCAGCAUUUCUGGAGACACUAAUGCAUAAAUGGGUCUCAGAUUUGUUUUCAGAUGAUCAACAACGUGUUUCUAUCGAUAACCUGUGUCAGUGUAGAAAGGACAUGAUGUCCAAUGUCAGCUCGCGGAAGCUACACCUGCUGAAUAUCAUUUGUAGGAAAGUAAUGCUUCGUGAUCCUGCUGGAGAAAAUGGUAAUAGGACGUCAACUGAUUUGUGGAGCAGUCUUCUGUUGAGCAGCGAAAGAGAGCUACGAGAGAGACUUGUGGCUUUCACUUUUGCUGCUGUCUUGAAUCGAAAGUCAUAUUUUCUCAAGGGCACAUGUGCUGAAAACAUGUGGUUCCCUGUUGGCGUUGCCCAGAUGCGUUCUUGGGUGUCUAUGAACAGUGGAGGAGUGCAUAAUCAGCUCAGGUCUCUCAGUUCGACAAUUAAACGUCUUGGUAGCAGGAUCAACUCUGUGUGUGAAUACUCAGCUAAAGAAACAUGUGCCUAUUGCUCCGCACCGGUUCACUUCGAGUCACCUGACAUAGCCUUGUGUGGAAGUGUCGAUCCUGCUAUUGUUCCCACCGAAAGGCACAAGCUGUCAAGAUGUGCAGCAUCGAUGCGCUUAUGUUCUGUUCUGGAACCAACCUGGUACUGUGUAUGUUGUGGAGGAAUGGUUGAUAAGCUUGUGCCCGAGACCUAUUUCACCAUGAAGACAUCUCCCUUGUUGGAUGCUGCCGAUCCAGAUGAUGAAUCGUCACUUUAUUCAGCACCUGCUGUUCCUCGUUGCCCCUUCUGCGGCAUACUGCUGCAGAGGUUGAUGCCAGAGUUCCUGCUCUCCGUCUCCCCGGUAUAA